AUGAGCGACGAGGAGGUAAAAAAAGUGCUUAAGGCUGAGUACUGGCUACUUUGCCUCUGCAAUGCAUUCAAAAAUGCAUUUGAUGGGCUUGCAUGUUCUUCUGGAGUAACCACCAUCCCCGAAUUCUAUUUCAACUUUGAAGCGUCUAUUUUUGGGAAGGUCAUACCCACUCCUGCAUCGGGCAGUUGCCCACUUCCACACAAAUACUUUCUUGCAACACCCCUUUUGCCUUGCAGACCUCAUGAUGCCACAGUACAGAAAUUUACUGGAAAUGGAACAAUUGGCACUGCCGACGAUCAUCUCACAAAAGCGAUUCAUGCCUUUGCCCACUUUUCCCUGGUGUAUUCAAGUCAUGACAUCCUUCUUUGCGACCUCCAAGGUGCACCUGAUAGAAAGGGGAGAAUGUGUCUCAUACACCCACAGUGCCAUACAUAUGUGCCACGCAGUCUAAUCUGA
This is a messenger RNA of Laccaria bicolor S238N-H82, 456 nucleotides long. RefSeq lists its product as uncharacterized. Gene Ontology annotation, biological process: protein phosphorylation. Gene Ontology annotation, molecular function: ATP binding; protein serine/threonine kinase activity. Bases 1 to 456 code for a protein of 151 amino acids. The record is from RefSeq and is a predicted model, not a curated record. NCBI's taxonomy places the organism in Eukaryota, Fungi, Basidiomycota, Agaricomycetes, Agaricales, Hydnangiaceae. The transcript has 3 exons.